UUCUCGGGUUCAAAGUAAACAACAGAAAGUGUUCGCAAGUCAGGGAAAGUGAGAAGUUGGACCAUUUAGAACUUUUAUCAACGCAGUCUGAAAUUUGACAAGAAAACCGCAGACUUUGUGAAUUUGUUACUUAGUUUCGACGCCUAGAAAAUGGAGUAAAACGUGAAAAAAGACCUUCACGUUAGCUCAAGAGGGUGUCUGGUUGUAAGAUCUCAAACACCAUGUGGACAUUGCGGAGAAAUAAUGUACUUGCUGUUAUUGUGAUUAUUAUUAUAGCUGCUCCUCGAGACUGUGACGGCACGUGCACCUACCCAAGUGCUCUCGACGGCGUUUUCUACAGCUCCCAUGACGGCUACAUCACGUGGAACACCACGACAUUCGGCCAGUAUACAGUCACAACCUUCAGCCAGACCUUUGCUAACCUCGAGUACGAGUGUCACCUUAACGACGGCAAUUACUAUAUCGGAAGGUCGGCGUCGUUCACGAUUUACACCGGCCCCUUCUACGCCUACAUCUGCCUGGAGCUGCACAGGGUGUCCGACAACCUCUUCUACUACUACUAUGCCACCACUGAGCUGAGUGGCGCUAAUGGAGCCCGGGUGAAGAUCCUGCCAACCAGCACCAGCGUCACAUCUGCCGCCAGCAUCUGUGACGAACCAACGCCAUACGAUGACGGCACCUUCAGCAUCCUUUACAGAAAUGGCACCAGCAUAUCGACAGAGGCAACCACCUGUCCCACUGCCCUACAAGGAAACUAUUUUUACACCCUCAACGACGGCACAACGAAACACUGCAACAACGACAGUUACCUCGACGUGUGUACCGACACGAAGCGUCUUAUUUUCAACUACACCGAGUGCAACACCACCAACGCGCUGUAUUCAGCUGGCGGGCAGUUGUACUGUCUCUACAGUCAGAACACAAGCUCCACACACUACGUGAUUCUGUACAACGCUGACGCGAGUGUCGACGACAGCACAACCUACCAGACUGUCUGCAUGGUUCUACAGAAGGACAGCAGUGGUGUAGGCUACGCUACCCAGUAUCCCAAAGAAUGCCAGAACACCACCGUGAUGAACUCCACAGCAGUUGCCUCCCCUGGAGCCAGUUUGAUCUUUACACUCAAUGAUUCCUGUCCUGUCGCAACGACUGUGACGCCGGCCCCCGUUGAACAAACCAACACCGCCUCUGCCUCUGUAAUCGGGGGAACGCUCGGGACUCUCAUCAUCAUCGCUGCCGCCGUCGUCAUCUUCCUCGGCGUCUUGUGGUGGAUAAAGAAUAAGAAGACGUCAUCCAAGGUGGAUAAGGCGGACAAGGCGGAAGACAAGGAAGAGAUUAUACCUCAAGGUCAUGGCGACAUCAACUCAAGGACGUUAUUCACGCCGACUAACAAGAUCCCACUUGAACGCGACAACGAAAUCAUUUCACAACGUCACAUCCGCACCAGCUUCGACGACGCUGACGGCACGGCGGGAGGCGAAGGGGAGAGCAUUACAAAUGAGUACGGGGAGAUCCAAGCUGACGAGAUCAUGAUAGUCUCUGAAGGUACGACUGUGAGCAAUGACCAGAUGACAGAGGCCAGUCUCCCCAUGUCCAGCGAGGGAGGGGAGACGCCGCAACCCACCGAAGUGACACCUCCCGGAGUGGUCAACGAAGACGUUGUGGAGACAUCUCCCAGAGUGGUGAAGGAAGACGCCGAGAGUGCUCCAGCCACCGCACGCACACCCCGAGAUUGAACUUCGACGGGCAAACAUGGCAGCCUUAUAUUAACAUCAGGAUAACGUUAAAGUUGAAUCAUAGACGUAUUAAAUUGUUUACCAACUAACAACGGACUGGGUGUAGUUACACCAAUCGCCUCCUCGCCAGAACUUUAGUGGCUCCUAGUGGUUAGCGCGCUGGCUCGUCACUUCGAAGACCCGGGUUCGAUUCCCCACAUGGGUACAAUGUGUGAAGCUCAUUUCUGGUGUCCCCCGCCGUGAUAUUGCUGGAAUAUUGCUAAGAGCGGCGUAAAGCCAUACUCCCUCACUCACUCACUCAUAUUUCAAACUUUCAUUGUUCAUUUCAAGUAGGUAUACGUGUAAGUCAGUUUCAGGGUGCUUCAUACGAGUACAGUAGGGUGAAGCGCGCAUUAAAUACACAGGAGACAGAAGAUCCUGGCGACAGAACUCGGAAAUGUUAAAAACUGGUUGUAUUACUUUAUAUAGUCAUACAUUACUGUUAGAUCCACGUGCAUAUUGACAGGUCCAUACGUGUCGUUUUUGCAAUGUGUGAACCGAGACAUUAGCCCUGUGUACAUGGAUUAAUGAUUAACUAGUAUAUUGACGUGUAAAAUUGAGUUAGUAGAUAAAUAAAGUUUUUAAAAUAAUUGGAAUCAAAUCUCACAGAACUGCAAGAAGCAAGCGUCUUGCCCUAUAAAACCAUCGUAUGUUCUGUUAUAUAUGUGAAAAGAAGAGGUUGCCCUAUGUCUUGUUACCUAUCUAUUCAUCACUACUAUUUUAUCAGUAAUGGAUCGUAAGACAUGUGUUCAGUCUUUAGAACCUCCACGAUAAAGCACUUAUAUACCAAGCGAUUUUAGUUGUGCCUUACAAGUUAUAC
Messenger RNA from Haliotis rufescens (red abalone), 2595 nucleotides. RefSeq lists its product as uncharacterized. The transcript has 9 exons. Bases 222 to 1736 code for a protein of 504 amino acids. The record is from RefSeq and is a predicted model, not a curated record. Lineage: Eukaryota; Metazoa; Mollusca; Gastropoda; Lepetellida; Haliotidae.